Molecule: messenger RNA, 1515 nt
Organism: Penicillium daleae
Lineage: Eukaryota; Fungi; Ascomycota; Eurotiomycetes; Eurotiales; Aspergillaceae
Product: glutamyl-tRNA(Gln) amidotransferase subunit HER2
Exons: 4
Coding region: 1-1515 (504 amino acids)
Biological process (GO): glutaminyl-tRNAGln biosynthesis via transamidation; mitochondrial translation
Cellular component (GO): glutamyl-tRNA(Gln) amidotransferase complex; mitochondrion
Molecular function (GO): glutaminyl-tRNA synthase (glutamine-hydrolyzing) activity
Source: RefSeq, a predicted model, not a curated record
AUGUCCCUUCUACGCGAAGCGGAGAGGUGCCUUGCGAACCAACAUGCACAUGUCCUCAACGCCUUCAUAACUCCACUGCCCCGCUCGGGGCAAUGGCUAGAUCGCGUAAAGGAAGCAGACCAACGCCGCGAGCAAGGCAAUCCCAAGUCCACAGUUGACGGGCGCUUGAUAUCGAUCAAGGAUAAUAUCUGCACACGCGACCUACCAACUACCUGCGCCUCGGGUAUCCUCGACAAAUUCACCAGCCCAUUCAAUGCCACCGUCGUCGAUCAAUUAGAGGCCGCCGGGGCCGUGGUCGCUGGCAAGACCAAUCUCGAUGAGUUUGGAAUGGGGUCGCACUCGGUGCAUUCGCGAUUUGGCGCUGUAAAGAACAUGCGACGGGACCAAGAUGGACAGGAUCUUUCCGCUGGCGGAAGUUCCGGUGGAAGUGCGGUUGCUGUUGCUGCCGAACAGUGCUAUGCUGCCCUCGGAACAGACACUGGAGGCUCCGUCAGACUUCCAGCAGCGUAUACUGGAACAGUUGGAUUCAAACCCUCAUACGGCCUACUCUCACGAUGGGGUGUGGUGGCAUACGCAAAUUCCUUGGACACAGUGGGCAUCCUGGGGAGGAACACGUCCACCGCGAGAGACGUCUUCUCCAUUCUUAACAAGCACGAUGCCCGCGACCCAACAAACAUAACCUCAUUCUCGCGCUCUCGAAUCAUCUCACACCUCCAAACGCCACGACUAGCAUCUCGACUGACCUCCUCACCUCUCCGCAUUGGUGUCCCACUAGAAUACAACAUCUCCGAGCUCACACCAUCUGUUCGCCGAGCAUGGCUUCUCUCUCUCGCGCAUCUCCGAGAGCAAGGACAUACUAUCCAUCCCAUCUCUCUACCAGCGACCAAACACGCCCUCUCCACAUACUACGUUCUCGCACCUGCAGAGGCGUCCUCGAACCUCGCCAAAUACGACGGUGUUCGUUACGGGACUCGCGCCGAGGGACCAGAUAGUAGUGGACAGCCAGACGGCUAUCUCUAUGCUAAUACCCGUAGCAAUGGGUUUGGUGCUGAAGUACAACGCCGUAUUCUCCUCGGCACGUUCAGUCUGAGUGCAGACGCCAUGGACAACUACUUCAUCCAAGCCCAACGUGUGCGUCGACUGGUCCAGCAGGAUUUCAAUGCUGUCUUCGCGGCUGCGCAUCCGUUCGGUGCGACUGAGGCAUCAGAGACAGACCGCUCUGCAGCGGCGAAUGUUGAUGUGAUCGUGUGUCCCACCGCGCCAUCCGCACCUCCGCGACUGUCUGAUGUAUCAGCUGGCUCGUCGCCUCUGGAUGCCUAUGUCAAUGAUGUCUUCACGGUUCCAGCAAGUUUGGCUGGGUUACCUGCUAUUUCAGUUCCUGUGACUGUAGCCGAGUCUGAGCAGAAUCCCGUUGCGGAUCAAGUAGCUGGUAUUCAGGUUAUUGGCCAGUAUGGCGAUGAUGAGUUGGUGAUGAAGGUUGGUGAGUUGCUGGAGGGGAAGAGGUUAGAUGGCUAG